AUGCAUCAUUUGGAUUUCAUUAUGGGCGAUGUCGCUGCUCCGGUCAAGGAUCAGUUCCAAGGCAAAUCGUUGAAGAGCGAAGUCGACAAGAAAACCUCGAGACAGCAUUUGCGCAAAGACAGCAGCAUGAGCGGUUUAAGUGCUUCGCAGAGAGAAAGAUUGGAGGAGCAAAGGGAAAUGAAUAAACUUGGAGGUGGUCCAUCCCCCAGUAGAGCAGAUGACAUGAGUCCAGAACAGGACACUGCCGCUUCCGUAAAAGCGGCUAUGGAUGCGAUUCUGCAUCCUGAAAAAUCCAAUUCCAGACGACGCAGCAGAAAUCCAAGGAUGCAGCAUAUCGAUGUGAAAUUACCUCCGGUUCCGCCUCAUGAACAGCAUUUGCAAAGUUUCUCCAAGUCGUUGGGGAUCGAUGUAGUGCCUCUGGAAGAAUUGGCUAAAACCUUGGAUGCAGCAGUCGACUUCCUAGAUACGGAACACAAGAAAAUUUGCCGCGGAAGCGGUGGUGGAGGUGAAGCUGGGGCGAAACACGACAAGGAGGCUGCGAAGGUCACACCUGUCUCGAAUACUCCUCCAGCUUCUGUUGUAAAAAAUGGUGCUACUGGUGUUUCAUCUCCAUGUCAACAACAUGAAGCAGGUGCUACCCCGACUAGUCCUGCUAGCGUGGUCACCUCUGCCACGACUUCUAGAACUGGUGCUCUUCAAAGACCCCACACUCCGACGCAACGACCCGCCAGAGAGCAACUGGAAAACAAACCUUCCGGCACUGUCAAGAGCAAGAAAAGUUUUGUUCAUUCUACUAGCGUUACCUUCAAUGAGGACGUUGUGGAAAUUGACGAGCAGUCUCGCUCUUCUGAGGAAGAUUCUAUGCGUGCUAUUCCACAAAACAAAGCACUAAAUGAACAACCUCUCGAAGAUGCCAAUUAUGAGACAGCUGAAGCGUUUUUCGGAGGCGGUUGGCAGACGGUUGAGGAUCCUCAUAGACCAGUUUCGCCGACCUUUGGCAAUAGUGAAGAAGAUGACGAUAAUCAUGAUUCUAGGAUGUCCGCUACCACGACACUAGGAGGUGCUUUCUCUGACAUGUUUGGAUCUUCUGAAAUUCCACAAGCAGGAUCUACUGUGGAGGACCAUGGUUUCGAUCCUCCAGGCUUUGGCUCUCCUCAGGGUGGCUAUUUCCCAUUUCCAGGUGCAAGCCCUCCAGGAUCUUCCUCGUCUGGUAUUAGCUUUGGUACUGUUCCAGUUGCUGCACACAAGAUGAAUACCCCUUCUGCUUCUAGCGUACAAGGGUCCUCGAGGUCGUCGCAAAAAACAGCGACGCCUACUAUUGCCCCAGGCGGUGGCAGCAGCUCCUACGGCAACUUCGUUGGCAAACUACCGGUUGAAGAUAUGACCAACCUGGAAACGUUGCGAGAAACGUAUGCUGACGAACAGAAGCGCUUACUACAAAUCGUCAAAGGACAAGACUCGUCAUCUGCCGCAACAGGAGAAGGAGCAGAAGGUCCGAACAGUCCUCGUCGUCCGACAGCUCACCAAAUGGCCAAGAUGGAUGGUUUGAUGCGAGAAGGGCAAGCCAUGCAAGCCAAGGAGAACUAUGUUGUUUUUCAACAACCUUCGGUCAGACAGGCAUCUUCACCCAGGUCACGCGAAGAUCUUCAGGUUGACACUAGAAGUACUAGUACCAAGAACAAAAUUUUUGGAUCUACUACAACUACUUCUUCUACUUCCUCAAAUAAUAUCAACCAAUACGUCACCAGCAAGAGCGGUCUGGUUCCAGACAGGACACGUGAUAUUUACGCGCCGGCGGAAAAUAGCUUAUACUCUGAAGGUGCCAGUCGUCAUCCCGACCUGUAUGUACCUGACGCAGAACAUGCCGUUGCAGUCUAUGGCGCUGGUCAAUUGCAACAAUUGGAACUCACGCAGGCACAGGGUAGAGGUGGGCCUUCUUGUUCUCCGCGAGCUCAACAGGAGUCAUCAUCUGCUUUCCCAAAAACGACACUUAACGGGCCUCUAUCUGACUCCCCAAAUACUGUGCGCAACAUGCAUGGCCGCUUGCACAAAGCGCCUGCGAAGGUCGGCCGCACACAUCGUCCACAAGCUUAUGUUGUGCUCAAAUGGCCUACUUUGAACUUGCGCAACCAGAGGGGACCCGCUUUGCCUUUGGUGUUUGGCCGGGAUCCGGUUUUGCUUCAUCCGUGUUCUCGAGACGAAAUGCCGUACUUGGGCCACAGUCACGCUCCAUGCGGCAGCAAACCGGACAGUGCAGUGGCACGAAUGGAUACCCGACAACCUGCGGUCAAUGACUUAGUCUUGUCGAACGGCAAUAGCAGUUUCGCUUUGCUUCAUCCACGAGCGGCGCCAUUGGGAAACGGUUCUACUGGAGGUGGCCCUCGUUCAGUGUUGUUGUACACGCGUUAUGGCACGAUCAUGCCAGAGUUUCCGACUGUGCAGCACAUUGGGUAUUUGACGAGGAAGAUUCCUAUUCUCUGGAAACGCGAAAUGGAGCGACGUGCCACAGGAUUCACGGAAUUCGACCAGUACCGAGUGAGACAGGCAUCCAUCGUAUCGGUUCCCACAACCGAAUUAGAAAAAGCAAGAAGCGGCAGCAAGUCGCCUUUCAGAGUUGGAUUCGACGGGGUAAAAGCACACACGCAUGAAGCUUUUGCACAUGGGACAUCACGCCAGGAUCGUAGUACUACACAAGAACACCAAAACGACCUUGGUAAAAGAACUACUCAAGAACCAGAAGACUUACUCUCCGCUUCUUGGAGUGCGGGUGAUUUCAGUAACGUUUCUUUGUCGCCCAUUCUUGAACCACAGAGGUACGAGUUUUACCACGAAGUGAACGAUGGAACAGCUAGCUUGACUUCAUUGUUGAGCAAUACUGCGGCAAGUAGUGACUGUGGUUCAGCGAUUGCUUCGUCGUGUGCGUCGGAUGAUCUGCAAUUAGUGGGGGGACCUUUCGCAUCAGCCCAGCAGCUAGAACUUGACCUUCAGAAACAAGGAAGUAUACCCGGUCCAUCACGUCUGACAUCUACCAGUCUGCUAGAACUGGAAGAACAAGCUACCUCGAGUAGAACUAUUAAAUUUUUCCGAGGACACGACGAGCAGUUGCCGCCACCGGGUGCCUUCAUUCAAAACUUGAAGUCGUCUUUCCUUGAGGGGGCUUUCACACAAGUAGUUUCUCAACAAAGUUCCUCGGUACUAGAUGGCCGAGGAGAUGUAGCAUGGAUGAAGAGCGGGGGUGAUGUCCUCGUGGCAGGAGCUGGCAGUGAGAGUAAAAGAGACAAAUCCACCACGAAAAAGACCUUCAACUACGAAGAUAACGUGGAUACAGACUCUCUUGUUUCCCAAGUACGUGGUGAUCAAAAGCAACUAAUGAGAACCAGCAAGACAACGGCCACCGCCUCUACUUCCCGGCCAACUGCUCCCGCAUCUAGCACACUACUUUCAGCAGAUGAAGUCUCCGGUCAGUUCGCGAUCGCCUGCUUAAACCAGGACACUCUGCAUUCCGACUUUCACACUACUGAUGCUGGUGUGUUGUUCCACUUUGUGGCGCCCAGUAGGACGACUGGCGGAUCUAGCUCCAUUUCUACUUCGAACAACACGACUUCUAAUUUGAUGUUGUACUAUCAGGAAGAAGAAGAGCAAGUAGUGGAUGAAGACCAUGGCAUUGUCCAUGGGAACAUUGACAUGUUGGAAGACAUUUUGGAAGCCGAAUCGCAAGAAGGAGGCUUCUAUUCCUGCAUCGACUCAGACGAAGAAGGGUCUUUCACUUCUCCACGUGAUGACUUUAUGUUCGAUGAAUCUGACUAUGACUUUGUUCUUGAAGGAGGUUUUGAUGAACAUGAGCAAGUCGAACAAGAUAUCGACAGCUGUGGUAUCAUACGAACUUUGACUUCGACCAGCAGCAGCACAAGAAGCAGGAGUUAUAUUACAGGAAUUGGAAAGGUUACUAUGAUUUUCUACAACGAGGAAGAGGAAGAAGCGCAGGAGCAAAAGCUAGAGCAAGCUCCGCUCGCGGCAGCUACGCCAGGCUCUGCUGAUCGAGGUUUACUAGAAGUCUCGUCCGUGCAACAAGAUCUAGCUCUAGGGCCGCAGCAGCAACAGGAUUACAUCUCGUCCAGACCUUGGUCUAAGCAGGUCUCUUUUGCUUCUACAAUGCCUGAAUUCACUCGUCUCGAACGUUACGCGGCGAAAGCGGUGGAGGUGGUCCCUCACCCUCGUGUGAAGCUGGUCGAACCCUCAGAUCCACUUCAGAAAGCUGACAUGAGGUUGACGUUUAACGAUUACAUGCCAUUAAGAGUGAGGCAGAGUGCGCAGUUUAGGACCAAGGCUGUGGAGAGGGAACUGUACAUGGACAUGGUUAGUACAACAGCAGCUAAGAAAGAGGAACAACAGCGAGAUGCCAACAUGAACAUGAUGAUGAACAAGGCUGCAAAUACUACGAGGUUUUCUUCUACAGCAAUGUCAUCUUCACAAUUACGCACGACCACGACGUCCGAACAGUCCUCGUCGCAUCAACAUGUGCACGGGGAAACGACCUACAAGACGAGCAAAAGUCCUCUUCAAAGCACUAAAAACAUCGAGGAUAGCUUUCACCCUUAUGGCGGUGAUUUCGUCCAAGGCUCUUUAUGGCAUCCGCAUGCACAGACUAAGAACCUGCCAGGCAAGAGCUUUCUCAACUUGAAACCUAAGGCGGUCUAUGAGAACACAGGUCUGGCACCCGAUUGCCGCCGUCCUGGUGUGCGCAAAGUGCAAGUAUUACAUCGUCAAGACGCGGCAGCCUUGAUGCUCGACCCUGUAUUGGAUAAUGCAGUUUUGGACGACCUCUAUAGUCCAGCCGAGGGUCCGCGCACUCGCACCGAUCGUCGCGCGGUGCCACCAGGGAGAAACCUGUAUGAUACAAGCAGAAGCAACGGAAAGAUCCGAUGGAAUCUAGUCGAUGAAGAGAAUGACCGAACGUUUAACCGGGCAGCGAGGUGGAACAACGUGGAAAUGCCUGAAUCAACAACGGAGGACAUGUUUAUCAGGGCGAAAAUGAAACAAAUGAACCAAAUGCAAGUAGGUUCUCCUCGUCGUGGAGGUGCACACGCAGAUCCUCUACUGAUUAAAGGUAGCACUGGCUCUUCUGGUUCUGGUGCUCCUGUCAGGAACACGGCCCUCCAGUCGUCUACUACGUGGUCAACGACAGCCAGCUCGUUUUUCGGCUCGGGAGCAGAGACUUUUGCUGCGUCCAGAUCCAUGCAGGAAGAUCUUUACAGCGGGACUUUUAGUUCUCGUCAAGCAAAGCGCUUGUUAGCUAGACCAGAGAAGUGGCAUUUUCCAGCUCUGAGCAAGGAGAUGAUGAGGAAGCGUGGCGAAUUUGACUCAUUGUUGGCGAUGAACGAAGAAUUCCCUGAACCCGAACAAGCAGUAAUGAUGGCUGCUGCAGCCUCAGCGAGUGCUAGGGGAGUUGGUUCUCCUAGUAGAGCAGAAGAUAGUAGAAGGGGUGCUGCUCAUCUGCACCAUCGCCGAGGACGAGGAAGAAAUGCAUCUGAUAGUACAAACAAGAUCUCAGUAAGGCAGAUCAAAGCUGGAGGAAGCGCAGCUACUAGAACUUCUUCACCUCCCGUCUCUAGUGAGAAUGGGGCGACCUCCUUUGAGAACAAUAAGCCGCGUCGUGGUCGUCAGAAUGUGGUCGACCAACUUCAGAAAGGUGUAAAUAUUUCUCUUAUGGAAGGCGAGGUACCUGAUGACGAUGAGGAAUUGACUCGCACGCGAUUGCCACGAGAUGUUGAUGAGGAUGGCGAUGAGGAAGAUCGUCCUCUGACAACGGAAGGAACGCAGGGAGGUCAACAACAUGUUGAACUAGACCAAAUAGAGGGACCUGCUACAGUAGAGCAUGCUCCUGUUGAAGAAUCUACAGCUUCUCGAAAAACUAGUACAACCAAUGUUGCCAAUGCACCUCCACCUGGUGCAGAAGUUGUAGUCCCUUCCUUACGCUCACCACGUAGGAAGCGGCUUUUCAACAGCGAAGGUCGCGACAUGGAUGCUUUGCACUUGACAUCCCCUAGCGGUCUAGGGCAAGGUCCGGUGAUCGGGACUCGAGUUGUUGGAGCUCUUGGUCCUUGUCCGACUGGUGCAACUUCCUCAGACGUUUUAGCUACAGCAGGAAACCAAUACGCUGCAGUGGUUUGCGGUCAACGUGGUUUCACUCCGGUUUGGGAAGAUCCAGAACCGUGGAAACGAGCGCGUGAUGCGAUGUUUGACUCUUUAGUGACUCAAGGAAGCCCAGAAAUCAUGCCUCCAGACUAUCCGGAUUUGUACGAUGAUAGACGUCAUUCGGUUCAAGCUUACCUUUUAGAGCGCAAGCUGAGGGCCGCUGCGAGAGGGGUUUUAGCGGCAAAUCGGUUUGCAAAGCAGCAACAGUAUUUGGAGAUGCUGGCUUUAGCAAGACGCAAAGCAAUGCUGAUGGCCAUGGGCUACUAUGGCAAGCAAGGCAUGCAAGCCGCACGAAAUACCAGAAACCUCGUGCUAGAUGACUCACCUCUACGUAGCAAAUGGGGCAGCGACAUGCUAGACUCUUUAGGAGUCGACACGACGCGCGGUAUUUUUCAGAAAAAGCCUCGAGCCAGGCUGAAAAACAUGGUUCACUGGAUGCAAUUCGCAAUGCUAGGAGAUCCAGAACUGAAAAAUUACAAAAAAAUCGAUUUCAGUGCUGUCUAUUUCGGAGGAGGUGUAGCCCCGGGGGAUCAAGACCCAAGUAUGGCUUUGACGGGAUCUAGUUUCGGGAAAGAGCUAGAACAAACUGGAAGUAUGGAAGAUGGAGAUGCUGGACAAGGUAAACUAGAACAAGAAGAGAAUAACCCCUGGUGGCGAUUUCCGAUGCGGAGCAUUUUUGCGGAACGCUUUAACCCAAUCAUGUACGCGAUUCGCGAUCUCUUUGCUUUAGAUGGUCUAGACAAAUCUUCCCACACGUACAGUCCCCAUAGUCCUCGGGGUAAGAAACAGGCGAAGAAAAUGCUUGAAGAUGACGAGCGAUUUGGGACCACGACGAGUGAGCAGCAAGAAGAGCCAGAGCAGGACAAAAACACGAUUGACCUGUUCAAGUCUCGCGCAGACUGCGCUGACCUUGGCCAAACUAUCGCUACUCUGAUCGCCGCUCUAUGUGCGGAUGAUGAAGUGGAAGCUUUAGGGCCGAUUACGCUGUCCUUGCCAGAGGGGGAAGUUGCGCAGAAGGUGAGAUUCUUGGAGAAACUGCAUGAUUUCGCUGAGUCAACGCGUCUGAGGGCGAAGAAGGAACGGAUUGUUGAUCUUCGUAUCUUAGCUUUGAUGCUCAAGAUGAGUUGUACACGACUACUGUUGCAUUUUGAUUUCUUGACUAAGGGAACGCUUUUUGAGCGGGGGUCGUCUACGGCCAACACCUUCGCUAAACAUCAAGCUUUGGCGGGGAUUAUGAGCUUGCACCGCCCCUCGACAGCGACCCUAGUAGAGCAGGGACACACGGAAGCGAGUGCGCGCACAAUGCGCAGAAUGAACAGGGCCGCUGCUGCUUCGAACAAGAGGGGGAUGCUGCAGCAAAAGCAAACAGGGUCGAGCACUUCACUCGCUUUGUCGUCGUCGCCCUCACCUGUAGGUGGAGGAGAAACAUCGUCCAACAAAGAUUCCUCGAGUCCUCGUGUCAAAACUGUAGAGCACGUUGUUGUGGACACAACUACUGGCCGGAGCAGGACACGAAGAACUUCUUUUCAGCGUUCUUCAUCAGCGUUGGGUUUAGGAGGUUCUUCCGGAGACACCCUUCUUCAACAACCAGGACAACAAGGACAAGGACAAGGACAGCAGCUUCAGCAUCCUUUGAAAAAAUUUCGAGCAUCCUACUCAUCGAUGUCGUUGGGAGAGGAUCCUUCGCAAUCAGGUGGUGUGAAUGGUAAUGCUGGAAGCGGAUCUCCUGGCCCAGCUGCUAGUGAGCGAAAGAUGGAACUCCUGGCAAUGGAUGCUUUAGGUCAGCGUCACAGCAUUACGUUCUUGACGAAAGAAGAAAUUGCACAGGGUGGAGCAUUUCGAGGUUCUUUGAACGGGAGGGGUCUGGGUGCUGACGGUUAUUUGGGUAUGGGAGACGAGCAUGUGGAUCUUUCUACUAUGACAACAUCUCCCAGUAGAGGACCAGGAGUCAGCACGUUUAGUAGUUCGUCUGCCAGAGCCCGAGCCGCUAGAUCGUCCUCAACGCUGUCGAUCAAGGAAGAGCCUGAAGAAGCAGAAGCUCAGGAAGCUGCUCAGGAACAAGAGCAGGAAGACGAAGACUUUGCGAGUACUAGACAGCAAAUAGGAAGUCGCGCCACUGCAAGACGCUCUACGCCCGACGCUGAUCGUAUGUCGAUGACGAGCUAUGCUGAGGAACUGCUUAUCCAUACCAGUGGAGGAGUAACGGAGGCUACAGAUGAUCAUGAUCAUCUCGACUUGACCCAUCUCGACCUGAAUUCUGACCCACACAAGAUAGCCCAGGACGAAGCGACACUGAAAGCGAGACUGCAAGAAUUGAAACUGUCAAUAUGUCCUGGGGGAGAGGUGCGAAGAUUUCCCGCAGGAGUAGACUUAUCCUUGCUAGGUGAGACGCAAACGUCAGCGAAUAAACGACCUAGAAUCCGUAGGGUGGACCAUCAUGCAUCUUCAUCUUCUAGGCCAACAUCCUCCAGACGUGGGCGUCUGAGUCUACAAAUCGAGACAGAUGAAGGCACAGGAGCGACACCAGCGGAGGAGAGAAGUCGUGACGACGAUUAUUACGGACCAACUAGUAGUACAGGACCUCCAGGAGAUGGCACAUUGAUGGCAUCCUCUCAAGGAGAUGUUGGUUCUUACAACUACGGCUCCACCCCUCCAGUCUCAACGAUGGGCGCUUCCGUCAACGGAAACAUGCUGUUGUCGCCAUCUAGAAGGACGACAGCACUAGGUGUAGGUGGCAACCUCGUCCAAAAAUUUUCGACUUCAGAACGCAUGGUCUUCGUCCCCACCCCUUCCGGCGGUCCCCAGAGAAGUGGAGGCACACUUGUUUCGACCAUGGAAGCUGGCCCAAUGCUCUUGAAAUCAAUGAGCAGAUCGAGUUCGCAGCCCAAUCUGAGCAAAACGCAGCUAGAAGAAGGCGCAAAAAUUGAAAGCAAGCCUCCAGAAGAAACGCCUCUCUAUCAUCCGAUUUCCAAUCUAGUCCGAAAAAUGGGUCUGGAGUGUUUCGUUAGCGCUCUUAAAACGAAGCGAAUGAACUUUAGGUCCAGAGAUUCUCGGGAAUUCUUAGAGGAUAAUCCCACGGGAGUUCGCGUGACGCCGUACAUGAUAUCGCUGUUUACAGAACUGGCGCAAGAAACGAAAAAGCUAAAACAUAGUCCGGGAAUGGCGGAGAAUCCAGGGUAAAAAUAUUAAAGUAAGUAAGUUCUAAGAGUAUGAGUAAGUGUACUUAGUUGUUAAUAAGCACGUUAACGUUAUAAGCACUCGCACUGGCUUCUUCACCUUCAGUUUUCAUUUGUAGACUCUUCACCAGAAAACAAAUUCCCCAAGCGCAGUUAGUAGUUUCAACAAAACAAAAAGGGCGAAGCUGAUGUUCUCUCCUUCUGGUCGUUGAUGAAACUCUUCAAGAACUUCAUUCACAAAGACACUCCAACAUAUCCUCCCAAACAGGGCCCAAUACCUGGAACCCGGCACCGUCACUGCGUUGGAGAAUCUCUCCUUAGAGAUGCAGCUCAAGAAACGCGGUUUGUUGGAAGAUAUCAUGGACAAAGAAUGGAAGGUCAAGGUCGAUCAAGUCUUCAAAGCUUUAGACGCAGAUAACAGCGGCUACGUUGUAAGAGCCGAAAUGCAAGAAUGGUUCAUGCGAUCGAAUCAGGGGAGAAGUUCUUCGCCAUUGGCGGCGAGGAGAGGUAUAAAAAUUAAUGAAAUGUUAAAAGUUAUAACUUCCUUGUUUGUUUGUUUUGAUGCGCUCCGGGCGACGCGUACGAUCCCGCCGGAUUUCUUUGUGCUCUGUGUGUGUAGUGCUAUGGUCGUCAUUGCGAUCGACUAUGGUAUGUCUGGUCGCCACAGCUCAAGAGUUUUAUGUUCACUCAGAUUGAAGAUGUAGUUUGUCCCCUCACCCUCGUUAAUUAUCUUGUUCGCUUUAAUCUUCAUCUAUCAAAAUCAAUAUUUCUAUUGAAUCACCAGGUGGCCGACGCGCUGGGCGAAUGUGGAACGACAGAGCCGAUGAUGUUGUAAAGCCCAGCGACAAUAGUUCCCCCUAUCUCGAAGUCGUUGAAAAUAUCUUCGCUGAAAUAGAUGAUAACGGGGAUGGUUUAAUCAGUUACGACGAAUGGGUCCUGUACUUCGCGGAAUUAGUGCAACAAGGUCGGAUUCCGAUCGCACAAAUCGUAAACGAACUCGACAGCUUCCUCAAGCAUGGAGGUUAUGCGGCAAUCGGCCUCUUCAACAGAGACCACGAGUCGCAAGGUAAAAGGGAACAAGAAAGAGGUGGAAGACAGAUUAAACUGUAGGAGGCAAGAAAAAUGCUGGAAGACGACAGUGACAGAUUAAACUGUAGUAAACAAAAAGAUUUGGACGCACACAACAUGGCUCUAGUGAGGACGCACACUUCAUGAUGACCAUGACGCAUUUUCAUUAGAACUAUGACACUUUAACAAUAAUUACUUCAUGUACUACUUCUAGUUCUACAUCACCUAUUAUAGUACUAGGUACUAGGUAGAAACACAAGCAAAACCACAUGUAUAGAAAAUAUUUGGAUAGGGCGACUCUGCCUCUGGUACCGUGAAGACUCCCAACUCGUUAGUUGGGGUAGUUCCCUCGUGGACUAGGGGCACUGAUACACAUACAGCUGAUUACUUUAUUGAUGUACUUCUUAUUACUUCUACAUACAUUCUUUCAAGAAGAGCAAGAUCAGCAGGACUUUCCAUCUAUCUUCUUAUUGAUAAUCAUUGCCCUUAGACAAUGGAUAUGGAGUUGUGCUGAGUAUGCAAGAGGUGGACAUGUUAUGACCACAGCACGAGAAUCUAAUAAAUUUUUUACUUUUCUUGUUACCUUUGGUGGACAAUGAGUUAGUAUAUGAAUAUUGAUUCAUUCCACGGAGUUGACGACAAACCAACAUGUUCAAUCGCACGCAUACGCAUUCGUACUAAUGAUCACUAACUUAAUAUCGCAAAUAUAUGCACAACAAGAAUCACACGACGAACAGAUCAAGAAUCACACUAACUUAUCGCAAAAAGAACAUCAACGAGAAU
Messenger RNA from Amoebophrya sp. A25, 11222 nucleotides. The record is from the annotation of a GenBank genome assembly. NCBI's taxonomy places the organism in Eukaryota, Dinophyceae, Syndiniales, Amoebophryaceae.